AUGAGAUUCAGACACGCAUUUUCAACAAAUUAUUGGAUUGAUUCAACUAUUUAUCAUCAAUCAAAUAAUACAGCAAUUGAUUGGGAUGCAUCAUAUGCUGAUACGACAUCAUUAAAUUAUGCUACACUAUCUACAAAAUAUUGUGAUUUAAUAAUGAGAACUUUACAAAAAGCUGCCCUUACAGCGAAUAAACAAAAAUCAUGUACUAAAGUGGUAUUUACACCAAGACAAAUAUUAAUUAUCUGGGAAAAACGACAAGCUACAACUAAUACAUCAUCGAAUGUAGUUGGUGGGAACGCUACAAUACAAAUGAAUACAACAUCAGCUGAUGUAGUUAAUACAACUGACUUUUCUAAUGCAUUUAUUACUACAUAUAAUACAAGCACACAAUCCAAUGAUACAAUACAAUUGUUUGAUUUACAAGCUGGACGUAAGUAG
Messenger RNA from Schistosoma mattheei, 438 nucleotides. Lineage: Eukaryota; Metazoa; Platyhelminthes; Trematoda; Strigeidida; Schistosomatidae. The record is from the annotation of a GenBank genome assembly.